Ctenocephalides felis (cat flea) is the source of this 1428-nucleotide messenger RNA. RefSeq names its product cholesterol 7-desaturase-like. NCBI's taxonomy places the organism in Eukaryota, Metazoa, Arthropoda, Insecta, Siphonaptera, Pulicidae. Gene Ontology annotation, biological process: cholesterol metabolic process; chlorophyll biosynthetic process. Gene Ontology annotation, molecular function: chlorophyllide a oxygenase activity; 2 iron, 2 sulfur cluster binding. The record is from RefSeq and is a predicted model, not a curated record. Gene Ontology annotation, cellular component: chloroplast.
AUGUCUGAAGAAAUGAAGUAUUUGUAUGGAAUUUGGUAUAGUUCACACUUUUUAGAGCCAAAACGAGAAAUGAACAAAACGCUUCCAAAUGCCCGAAGUUGCAUCUCGUCUUCAGAUCAGCACUUUUUCCAAAUCAGCAGUGAAGAAAUCAGCAAAAAUUGUCCAAAUUUUACUGAAAUCAUCUAUCCUAUAACAUGGCUCUAUAUUUUAGGAGCAACUACUACAUUUACAGCACUUUUGUAUUUGAUAUACAAAAUCUUGAAACCAAUCAAUUGGAGAAAGGAUUUGACUGCGAUCGGUUAUGACCAUUUGCGUGGAGGUUUAUACAAGGUUAAAUAUGCAAGAAGGGCGAGGAAAGUUGGAGAAACGCUGCCUCCGCCGUUUCCCAAUGGGUGGUUCGGGAUUUUGGAGUCCAAAGAGUUGAAAGCUGGGGAAGUCAAAAGUGUCAAUUGUUUGGGUCAGAAUUUCGCAGUAAUGCGUACGGCCAAGGGCGAGGCCGCCGUUUUGGACGCCUAUUGUCCCCAUUUGGGCGCCAACAUGGCAAUUGGCGGCGUAGUCCGCGACAAUUGCCUCGAAUGCCCUUUUCAUCAAUGGAGAUUCAGCAGCGAGACCGGACAAUGCUCCGGGGUCCCUUACAGUGUCAAGGGAACAGUGCCAAAAGCUUCAGUAAAAAAAUGGGAAUGUCGCGAAGUCAACGGAAGUAUUUUCGUGUGGCACCACGUUGACCCGGAAAUAACUCCGUGGGAAAUUCCAUCAGUUCCGGAGGUGGAAUCCGGAAGAUGGAUGUACCGCGGAAGGAACGAGUUUUAUAUCAAUUGUCACAUACAGGAGAUUCCAGAAAACGGUGCAGACAUAGCCCACUUAAACAGUGUUCACGGCCAAAAUCUAUUCGCGUCAAAUAGCCAAACUUCCUCCUCAAACUUUUCCCUAAUAUCAGAAAUUUUAAGCAACUUUAUCCACACUUGGAAUGCUGUUUGGGAACCUCGUGAAGACGAAGACAAAACCCACAGGGCUGUCAUGAACCUUCAACACGCCUUGGGAAUCAAAGGGUCCAAAUUUAGGAUGUUCCAGAUGGACGUGAGGGCUGAACAGAUUGGUCCAGGAUAUGUUCAACUAAAUAUAAGUACAUCAAUUGGACGAAUGGUGAUUUUGCAAACCGUAACUCCUGUGGAACCUUUGGUGCAAAAAGUGGUGCACAGGAUAUAUUGUCCUUGGUACCUAAUUCCUUAUGCUUCGUUUGUAAUGCUCGGAGAAUGCAUAAUGUUUGAGCGAGACAUAGCAAUUUGGAACCAUAAAAAGUACAUGAACAACCCUCAUUUUCUAAGGGAGGAAAAAUCGAUAAAAAGGUACCGUACAUGGUAUCAACAGUUUUACUCGGAUCAGAGCAAAACUUUCAGGGAAGCCACUGAAGAGACACUAGAUUGGUAA